Molecule: messenger RNA, 11739 nt
Organism: Uranotaenia lowii
Lineage: Eukaryota; Metazoa; Arthropoda; Insecta; Diptera; Culicidae
Exons: 5
Coding region: 1662-2789 (375 amino acids)
Source: RefSeq, a predicted model, not a curated record
CUGGCGUACUUUGGCUUGAUUUGGCCCAUCUGUUCCAAUCGAAAGAGUGAGUUCAAACCGCCUGUCUGUCGUCUGGGAAAAUUUGUGCUGCGGGUCGGUUGGCCUUUUCCCCCUUUUUCCCCCGUGUUUCCGGUUGACGGUAGAGGGGGUUGGGGUUGGUCGGAUUUUUUCCGUUGUUUUACUGGUAGUAUCUUCUUUUUUCGGCAAAAGGGAGUUUUGUUUUUUUUGUUGGGUACGAUGGGUUAGUACGGAGAAUUGCUGAAUUUGGUGCAGUAUUCGCGAAUAUUUGAAAAAGCUCCCCCACGUAAAAAAAAAAUCGAAAAAUCAUCAGUUGCAGAUCUCCAAACAUGAUUGAUGGUUGUUUUAGAAAAAGUGUAGUGAAAUGUGAAGUUUAGAGUUAAGAAGUGUUGAUGAAGAUUCAAGGUUUCACUGAUCUCAGCCGUCUAGAUAGAGUGUUUAAAACAAAAUCGGUUAAUGUCGGAAGCAGAAUGUGAAGAAGAGUAAAUCCUUAAUUUUAAGGAAAAAAAUAAAUGUAACACUAAACAUCAAUCAAAAUUUCUUGAAAUGUUCACUCCCGAGGAUUAUACCGGUGGAAAGUAGGUGGCUCCAGAGAGAAGAUGUUUCUCAAACUCCGUGAAAAAUUCUUCAAGAAUCUGUGAGUGUACGUCGGAAGGCAAAGAACCUCAAAAUAUACCGCAAGAAAGCAGCUGCUUCGAACAACCGCUCCAAACUACGACUUAAUCAGAAUUAGUCCCCCAGUCGAGGGAGUGAAGAUCAAUUUGUGGCGAAAUUUAGCAGCUGUGGAAAAGUUUAUUCUCGCGAGCUCACCAUUCCUUUUCCGUUAGCAGUUUUUCUUCAAAAUUCUUAGUCUUCAUGAAAAGCAUAAGCCACCCUCCCCACGAUUUCAUUAGUGCCACAAAUUGAGUCAGUUCUUUUCGCCAAAACUAGUUCCAGGGGAAUUGUGGCAAGUGGCAAAGAAAACCCCCGAAAGAUCUGAGAAAUCAACGGAAAAAGCUGCUGAAAUAUGUCACAUCGCAUCGGUUUCCAAUAAUUUAUGCUGCUCACGAAAAAUUUCUUUCCUCGCCAGAAAAGGCUUCGGGCAAGGAAAAGUUGCUGCUCUUCAAAAUCGAAUCAAUUGUGUCAAGUGCUUCUGCCGAUUAAACAAGGAAUAAAUAAAAGGAAAAAUCGACGAUUGGAUACGCGAGAAAAGAUUUUUUUUCUCCGAAGAGAAAUCUGUUAUUUAUCUGAUCCAACGGUUAAUAACUUGGAGCCUAAAGAAGAAGAAAAAAAAACGAGUGAAAUCAGACGCUAGUUGAAUCUCGAAUAUCAAAUUGUUGACGAAUGGGCAAAAUUACAUAAAUAAACCUACGAUCGGAUACGAAUUUGUGACCCCAGUUAAUUGAGGCUGUGUCUACAAGUUGUCCUUUGAGUAGCAGAAAGUGUAGAAAUUCCAAUCAUAAUAUAAAGAGUGCGAGUAAAUUUCAAGUUUUUUUGUAGUAUUAAAUAGUUAUCAUUCAAAUUUGAUUCAACACUUUUCGGAUACAAAUUGGCUUUUAAAUGGUUGAUCCGCUUUCAUUGCUGACCAAUAAAAAUACAGCAAUUGGGGAUGAAAACAAUUGAAAGCGGCGAGAAACGGCAGCAGCAACGACGACAGUAUCACAAUGCAGCAACAAGAGAAACGACGGGAGCUGCGGUUGAAGAAGUUCUGGCGAACGACCACCAAACCGCCCACGUCGUCCGAGGACUCCGGCGGCUGCGAAAGUCCUACAAAACUCGGACGAAAGGCCUUCCAGCAGCAGCUGACAAAUAGCAGUGUCAUAGUCCAUAGUCCUCCCCGAAACCCGCCAGCAUGCUCACUGCCGCUGCUCCAGGUGUGGCCCAGCCAGGACUCCCCGCGGGGCGAAGCGGACGGGCAAAGUUUCGUGUUUCCGCUGGCAGCUGACGAUGGGCAGCAGCAGAUCAGCUAUCUGCAAACCUCGCUGAUGAAUGCGGUGCCAUCGAGCAGCAGCAGUGGUGAUCUCCGGCGGAAUUCUCUAUUCGUAGAUCAACUGCAGGCCGGUGAUUCCGGGAUCGACUCGGUUCAGGCUUCACCGUCCCCGAUAGCCAUGCCCUGUCAUCCGCUGGUAGUUUCGAAUGCCAUUUCACCAAGUGCAUCGCCCACGAUGGGUUCACCAACGCCUUCGAUAGAUCGGCAGCGACGGCCUUCGGCGUCGCUACUGCACCCGGACCAUGCUCGACUCUUUGCCCUGAGGCAAUCGACGUCACCCGACCAAACAUCACUAGAAGACAAUACUGAAUUCAAUGGUGCCAUAGGGAAUCAUCUAUGCACCGCCAGCUCCAGCACAACUUCCUCCCUGACGUCGGUGGCAGUUGCAACCUUAGGGCAGCAUCCUCAACGAUCAUCGGACCCCUGGUUACGCCCGGAACGGGACAAGGACCACCUCGAACUGGACCAACGGAGGGCAUCAACGAUGACCGGCCGCCUAUCGCUUUUCGACGCACUCGAUCUGGAGUAUGCGCUGCUCAGAGCGGCGGCUCGCGGGUCAGUGGGCCCAUACUCCCUAAGUGAAUCGCUGCACAAACUUACCUUCACCCAAUCGUUAGCCUUCCCGGCGCUGGCUCGUGGAUUGGCCUCCAAACGGCGCGCCUCGACCGAGCAGAGCACCUCCCGGCCGCUCAAUCCGAACGAGUCCGGGCUGAAUACGUUCGCCAAGGUCGUUACCGCUUGUGUUCUAGUGAUGGUUAGCUUUCUGGUGUUUCUGGUGGUGUACAAAUACGUACGGACGUGAGGUUUGCUCCUGGCCCCGACAGAAGUCACGAUCCAGGCGACGGCCUCUAGUGCCACGAUCGCUACAUAUCACCACGUGGCCAACAGAACGCUGGCGUCGGGCGUCAGGAAGCUAUUCAACCUCGAAAACUAGUGCUAGUGAAUGUUUGAAAAAAAAAAUAACGAAACAAAAUCCAGACAACCAGAAAUGGUCCUGUGAACAAGUUAAUUCUUAUGAUCUAGUAUAUAGUGAGGCGAAAUCGGUGACUACUCAAAGGUUAAAUAAGCAGCGGAGCUAAGUGAUACAACUACAGUUUCGAAUGUUUGUUUUCUAUAUAAGUUUGAUUUUGAAAGAGAAAAUUUCAAAUUGUUUUGAAUAACCUAGUGCAACGACAAAUUAAUUUUCUUCAACACUAGACCAAACCUUAAUCAAAGUCAACUCUAGCAUAUGUUCAUAGCAAUAGAAGAAUCGUUGAAACUUUUUCAAGCAAAAAGAGUUUCAUUACCAAAAGACCAUGUAAUUUUAUUCUAAUCGAUUUCCAAAACCUUAGUAUCCAAGUUCGGUAGACUAAUUAUAGUGAUCCAAUCUAAUAUUACCUGAUUAAGUUUCAAAUAAAGACGUCAAAUUAAAAUACAUUAAUCCUUAUAUUAUCCGUUAGCAGUAAAGCUCAAAUAUCUCAUUCAAACCAUAAUGAUUGAAUUUAGUUCAAUUUCAACGUUCCUUCCGAGUUGAAAAAAUCCCGUUAGAAAGUAAAGGUCAUAAUGAUCCAGAUUACUAUUUCGGCUAUACAAUCAACAAUACUAGUGAACCGAUAACCAAAAACAACAGAGCUGUUAUCUUAAAAAAAAUUUUUUUGAGUUUUUACACUUUGUUUGAACAUUUUGCAAAAAGUGACAUGAAGAUUUUUUAAUAUGUCUUAAUUCGUACCGCUUCAUCAUUACAUUAUUACAUUAAAUUAGGUGUUCAGUUCAAUAAUGAACUGUCCAGAGCCCUAUAGUUUACUAAUCACUAAAAUUUAUUUAUUGGACUUAAAUUUGCUGAGCGCAAUCAAGUAUUUUUAUGUAGGAGAACAUCCAUCAAUUAAUGUCAAAAAUAUUUUAAACUUACAACUAAAAACUAAAACUAUCCUGAAAUUAAACUAAUUAUAGAGAGAAGGAAUCUCUGCGAUGGAAGACUACAUCGAUUUGCCUCUGAAGUUAGAGAUGAUUUUGUUGGCCAUCUCUUCGAUCGAUUCAAUGCCCGCAAUCCGAUGAAGAUCUUCGGUGCUGUGCCAAGGUGGAAGCCGCAAAAUCAUUUUCAGAACCUUGUUCUGAAACCUCUGGAUGGCUUUUUCCUCGUCGCGCAGCAGCUAACCCAGAUCGGAACUGCAUACAUUAUCGCUGGUCGAAACUCGGAACACCUGUUUGUAGUGAGCAUCUUAUUUCUCUGGCACAGUCGGGAUUUCCUGUUGAUUAGAGAAUAAAGAGAUUAAGUGUAUUUAUUACAUUUAGAUUGAAUAUCUUCAAUGUGAUUUUUAAAAGUAUGAUUCCGGUCAAAUGUGAGUCCCAAGUACUUCACGUGAUCAGAUCAUUCUAAUGAAACCACAUUAAAAGUUAUGGAAUGAUUUUCAUUAGGUUUUAAAAAUUGAGCUCUUGGCUUAUGGGGAAAUAAAAUAAGUUGAGUUUUGGAAACGUUAGGAGAAAUUUUCCACAUUUUCAAGUAAUUCAAAAAGGAAUUUGAAUUUUGUUGCAAUCUACUGCGUACCAACCGUAAAUUUCGACCUUUGGCUGAAAGCAAAGUAUCAUCAGCAAAUAAUCUUCUACCUUUUCCUUCUGGUACAUCAGGAAGAUCAGAAGUAAAAAUAUUGUAUAAAAUUGGCCCAAGUAUACUGCCAUGAGGAACACCAGCUCUAAUGGGUGUCUUUUCAGAACAUGAAUUUGGAUAGCUUACUUGUAAGGUUCGGCUAGUCAAGUAGUUUUGAAAAAUUCUAGUGAGAUAUACAGGAAAAUCAAAUCGAGCUAAUUUAACUAUUAAACCUUUGUGCCAAACACUGUCAAAAGCUUUUUCAAUAUCUAGAAGAGCAACACCUGUUGAAUAACCUUCAGAUUUGCUGGCGUUAAUCAUAUUAGUUACACUCAAAAGUUGAUGUGUAGUAGAAUGUCCAUGACGAAAACCAAAUUGUUCAUCAAGGAAAAUAGAAUUCUGAUUAAUGUAAAUCAUCAUUCUAUUCAAAAUAACUCUCUUAAAUAGUAUACUUAAAGAAGGAAGCAAACUAAUUGGUCGAUAAUUUGAAGGCUCUGAAGCACUUUUUCCAGGUUUCAAAAUUGGAGUUACUUUGGCAUUUUCCAUUUAUUUGGAAAAUAAGCCAAGUGAAAACAUUUAUUGAAGUUUUUAACUAAAAAAAUUAAAUUGCUUUCGGGCAAAUUUUUAAAUAGAAUAUAGAAUAUCCCAUCUUUCCCCGGAGUUUUCAUAUUUUUAAAUUUUUUGAAAAUCAAUUUAAGUUCAUCAAGAUUUGUCUCACAAGAACUUUCAAAUACAUUUUGCUUAGAAAGAAAAUCAUCAAAUUCUAGGGAAAUUUUAACAUUUUAACAUCAAUUGGACUUACAACGUUUAAUUUAAAAUCACGAGCAGACUUAAAUUGUUGGGCUGGUUUUUGAGCUUUUUCUGCGUUAGCUAACAGAAGUUUAUCUCCAUUUUUCAAAGUAGGAAUUGGCUUCUGGGGCUUUUCAGAAUUUUAGUUAAUUUACAAAAUGGCUUUGAGUAGCGUGUUAAGUCCUCUACUGAUUUUGCAAAAUUUUCGUUACGAAAUAAAGUUCAUUUUAAUUCAAUCAAUUGACCAGUGGCUUCUAUCAAGUUUUGUGAAAAUGUAAACAUUUGCAUUUAAAGAUAAUCUUUAGUACGAAAAAGCCCCUCUCAUCAAAGAAGGGGGAUCCCCAUUCAAUAUGAGAAAAAUGUGAAACAAAAUUUGUCAGAAAACAUCCAGGAUAAUUUUCGUCGAAUACUGAAUCAAGAAUAUAUGAUUAUUGAAUAUUCAUCUACAUGGUGAAUUGAUUUCUUCAGCUAAAUAACUAUUUGGACUGCUGGAAUUUAUGAAAAUCGGUUCAUUAGUUUUCAUCACAAAAUUUAAUUAACCAAUUUUCAUAAAUUUCAGCUUUUAAGAAUCGAUGAUUUCCAUAUUUUUUGAUUUCCUCAUAAAGAAAGAAAAAAUAUUUAAAUUCAGAGUUAUGAGUUGAAGGCUGCAAUUGCACAACCGUGAAAAAAUUUAACCAGGGAAUAAGGCAAAUAAACGUGCAUUAUUUGGAAAACCUUGAAACCAAAUCAAACGCAUGAAUCUUUUAGGUAUCUAAUUAAAUCUGCAGUUUUUAGUUUUGUACAAUUCAAUUUAAUGAUCAAUUUCUAACAUUUGAGCUAUUGUUGGUCAUCAAUGUGUACCAUUCAAUUAUGAGAAAACUAAAUCUGUUUGAUCCUGCGAAUGCAAAAAAAAAAUUCUAAGAGCACCUGUAUCCGUGGUCCAAACAGCCGGUUUAGACCCAAAUUCCGACCCGAGCAACCGCAUUUGUGAUCCAUUAUACUGUGUGGUGCCAGAUCUGUUGACAGACACACACUCCCUAAACCGCAAUCCACUGUACGAUAACGACUGUGUGACUACUACUAGCAUAAGCUGGGCUGAUGUAGUUGUAAGCAUAGCUACGUCCAUUGACGAGCCAGCUUUCAGCCGAACAAGACGCGUGUGCUCCAGCCUCGUGCAACGGGUGAUUUCCUACGAGGAAGACAAAGCUGCACAUUGGCGACAUGACAGUUUUGCUAUUUAUUAGCAAUUGAAUCUGUAAGAAUGUAGGAAAUCACCCGUUUGCGAGGACAGUGGUGUUUUUUUUUAGUGGAAAAGUACAUUUUCUACGUGAAAUCUCCUAGUGUUGUGCAAAUUAAUGUGAAGUGCAAAACAAAAAGAAAAUAUGCGAGCUGAGAGUCUGCAUCAAUAUGGCGCGUUGAGAGUCCGCCAGUCAAACAAUUCCAAAGCGUGUUGGGAGUCCGCUUUUGGAAAAAGAGGCGAGACGAGAGUCCGCUUUCAAACGAACAGAGAGAGAGAGCGAGACGAGAGUCCGCUCUAAAAAGAGAGAAACAAGUGCGUUGAGGGUCCGCUUGUCUUCUACUUUGAUUGAAUAGCGUGCUAUGAGUCCGCUUGUAAAUCAGCAGAAGGAGUGGGACGAAAGUCCACUCUUAAACGGAAUAGAGAGGGCGAGACGAGAGUCCGCUUGAAAAGUAAAUAGAAUACAAGCGCGUUGAGAGUCCGCUUGUCUUCCAUUUAAAAUAGCUUACUGGCAAGCCGCUUGCAAAUCUAAUGAAGGAGCGAGACGAGAGUCCGCUUGGAAAUUAAAAAAGAAAACAUGCUCGUCGAUAGUCUGCUUGUUGAUAAUCCAAAGUUGUGCUGAAAGUCCGCUUGGAAACAUGAAUAGAGCUGGCGCGUGGAAAAAAAAUCUAAAGCGUGCUUGUAAGUCAAAUUGAAUGAAGAAAGAUUAAAGUCUAGUUGCGUUUAUUUGAAGGAAAGCUGGGUUGCUUUUGAAAAAAGAUUCAAAGUUAGCGAAGAAAAUGAAAAGCGUACUAGGGCUCCCCAUUUGGAAUUUUGUGAGAAAUAAGGAGGACCGAACAUAGACACGAAGAAUGGAAUGUAAGAAAUAACUCAAAAGCAAGAGAUUUCGGAAUAGGCUUUGGAUGAAAUAUUACGUACGCUUUGAACAAAUUUCGAUAAACAUACUCGAAAGAGAAGGAAUUGAUUCAUUCCACCUUUAACCAAUCGAGAACAAUAAAUUGAUAAAAGAAAAGCGUGCAGGUCUUGGAACAAAUUGAGUAACUUGAAAGAAAAUGAGUCGUCUGAUUGAUAAGAAUACCUACGCGAAGUAAAUGCAAAUAUAAAAAUGAAAAAAGUUCCUGAAAAAAAUGAAAUUUAUGACAACCUGAUAAAAAGCGAAUGCGAAACAACGCGUCCAUUGCUUUCAGGUCUUUAUGCUUCCAGUGUUAGUUUCAUGUAUUUUCGAUGAGCAGUGAAUGGAACAAUAUUUGCUGAGCGUAAGAAAAUAACUUAGUAUUUUACCAGUCAUGGCAAUAAAACGAGAUAAGGAAUAAAACGUGGACGGGAAUAGGUUAUGAAUAUGAUCACUAAGCGUACAAAAAGAACAAGGAUCACAACGAAUUGAAAGCUUAGCAAUAAACAAGCUUUACUGCUAUCGAGUCCAACUGUUGUUUUGGUAGGUUAUUUGCAGUAUUAUUCGUAAAUUAAGUUUUGAGUGGUUUGGUACCAGUAUCCAAGCAAAGGAACAGUUCAGAAUAGCAAGGAGAAGCUAUUUUGAACGGGAGAGUACGAUGGCUUAUGUGUUUUGCUGUGACCUGUGGGAGUGUGACUGAUAAAAGUAAAGUUUCUUAGUGUGACUCAGAUAUUUAAAUAAUUUUGCCUUACCAGAGAAUGUCCGUUAGCAUAUAUAAAUCAAAUUUGCGGAAUCAAAUAUCUCCGAGAAUCUAAGAACUUAUCCUCCGAGAAUAAGAUGAUAGAAGAAUUAUUUAAGAACAAUCUGAAAAUAUUUUAGAACUUAUUUUCUUGGAUGUUUACAUGGGAAAAGUGGUCGAGGACAACUAAGUCAACUGAGCAGCGUAUAGUUCAAACUGGUGUAACGAUUGAAAAUAAGUGUGCAAUGUAUUGCAGAUCUAGUUUGCAAUUCCAUGCAAAACAAUAAUUUGCGAAAAAGGUUGAACAACUUUAAACGCUACGCAGAAUAUACUUCAAGAGCGAUAUGGAAUAAAAAUAGUUGAAUACAGAUCACAACCUAGCCUUUAAAAAAGAAACAGAUCAGCAUAUUAAAGCAAAGGAACGUUAAAUUGAAAUAAGAUAAGAUUAAAAUACAUGUAGAAAAAAAAAGUCAACUUCGUGAUUCAAUCAUCCACCAUUUGGAGGGGAAAUAAUGACAACAUUAAGUUUCUUUAUGGAUUAAAAUAUUAUAUGAUAAAUAAAGCCCAAAAUCAGAAAACCUGCUUGUAGAUAUAUUAUCUCAUGCACACGAGGUAAGUUGAGAGAAUAUGCAUCGUUUUCUUCUUCGUUUGUGCUUCCUUAAAGAAACAUACACACUUAGAAAAAUCAACGUAGAUUUACAUGAAACUGCAUGGGUAGAAAGGAAUCGGCCUUUUACGUGCGAUAAUACUGGUUGUUUCAUGUAAAUUUUCGUCAGCAUUCAAUGCUGUUAUUAAAUGUAGGUUUACAUGAUCUAUCUCAUCUCAUGAAUCUUAUUAGACAGGGGAUGGUUACUGAAUGAAAAAAAAAACACCACUUUUAGUACAGAGAAAUAAAUUUAUUUCACUUGAAUUACACUUACACUUGGAAUUGAAAAAAAACAACACUUGGUUCGAUCACUCCCGAACUUUUGCGAGUUUUUGCUGAUUCCCCCGCCGACGGAUGAAAACGACGACUGGUUGCACAGUUGGGGCUCCAAAGAUUGUUACCUUUUCGAGAAUUUUUAGAUUUCCUGCAAAUGAUAAAACCAGUGUAAAUAUGUUACAUAAGUCACACUUAUUUUCAAAAUUGUUUUACCUCUAAUGAGCAAAUACAAUUCUAUCGAAUAUUAAACAGACAGCUGUUGCCGACGCAAAACGGGACGAGAAUCUAACAGGAGUAAAAACAAAAUUGACAAACUGACGCUGGCGCUGGAUUCAGCAUGCAUUGACAUGUAAUUUCCCUUGAAAAGGUCAAGAUGCUAUACUCUUUUUCAAUUUUCUUCCAGCGCUGGUGUUAAAAUGUAAAAUCACUUGUAAUGUAGGGUUACAUUUUUUUAUCUGUGUAUGCUCAUGAACUACAUACGCUUUAGGUGAGGAAAGGCUUCCAAAUUCAUUCUCAUUCCAAUUCAAUCAUUGGUUUUGUAUACAAAAAAAUCGCUGCAGACAAAAAGAUAAUAUAGUCAUUUUACUAGAUAGUCAAAGGAAACUGUUAGUAAACAGGCACAAUUGAAGAAAACGUUAACUUGCUUAAAAAAUCGCGGACGGCUCUACCAUCAGCUCUGCUAGCAAAAUAGAGCAGCAGGUAUCUAAGUUUUUCAGUAGCUUUUUAACCUUUGAACUCUUCCAGAGAUUCAGCUGAAGAUGACCGACUUCACAUUCACGCAAAUCGACUAUCGGUAAUUUAUACUUGAGGCGAACAGAGUUUAUUCAAAGUGGGUUCCAAGCAGUUCAAAAGAACAUGAAAGAUUAGAUAUAUAAAGUGUGGGGAAAAACAAGUGCUGUAAAACAGCAGCGAUCUUCGCUUUCAGAAACCGCUGAAGAGAGUUUACGUAAACGGUGACUUAUACGGAUCAGGAAUAACACUUACUGUGAUUGCAGCAAUUUAUAAAUGUUAUUAGCUUAUAACAGUCCUUCACGAAGAGGAUCAUGCUCAAAAAGAUAGUGGGAUUGUAGAAAAUACAUCAGAGGGUUCAUAAAAGUAAAACCUAUUUGUUUAAGAAAUGAUUAAACCAAUUUGAAAAUUUUUAAUAAAAAUAAUAAGAGUAGACGAGACAUUUUUAACAAAACAUUAAGCUUCAAUUUUUCAGGUGCAUAUUUUUCUUAUAAGUUCUUUUCAAAAGAGGUGAAAGUCGCGUUGCUUAUUGCAGGAUUGCAUUGAAACGUUUUUCAAUUUUUUUUUCAAUAGAGGAGAAGGGAGAUGUGUGGUGCCAGAUCUGUUGACAGACACACACUCCCUAAACCGCAAUCCACUGUACGAUAACGACUGUGUGACUACUACUAGCAUAAGCUGGGCUGAUGUAGUUGUAAGCAUAGCUACGUCCAUUGACGAGCCAGCUUUCAGCCGAACAAGACGCGUGUGCUCCAGCCUCGUGCAACGGGUGAUUUCCUACGAGGAAGACAAAGCUGCACAUAUACCAGAUUCAACUCAACUUUUUUUAGAGCUGGUAUAAGGAUUGAUCCAAAACUGAUGAGAUUUGAAUCCAAUUUGACGCAGUUCCAAACCGUUUGACAGUUAAUGGAACACGAGUGCAGUUGCCAGUUUUUUCAUUGGAUCGGAUCUAAUUUCUUUGGUUCAAUUCUUGUAUAAAUUAGACCGAAGAAUAGACCACGAAUACAGAUGCCCUAAGGAUUUUUACAUUUCUUCAUUACCUUUCACGAUUGAUAAGUGUUCGAAAUUAUCCGUAUUAAGGGAGGGGGAGCUAUGGGGACAAUUGCCCCGGACCCGCGGCUCAGGGGGCCUCCGAGAAAAAAAUGAAAUUUAAACAUUUUUUGCUUUAAGUUCUAGAAAACUAGGAAAGAAAAUUAAAAUCGGAACUAAAAUGUUCAAUAUAACAUGUAAGGCCCCCCUUUGAAAUAAUAUCCCGAAUAGUUUCACUCUUAAGAAGAGAAGAAUUACAGAAUUUUUUCCCACAAUUUUUUGACUGAACAAAUGAGUACAAAUUUUUAAAUACCCUGGCAAUAUCUGGGCAUUUGAUCUCGAAUUUUACAACAUAAAAUCCGUACAAAUCUAAACAGAUUUCGGUGAUAAUUUGAAGAAAAAAAUCAUUAGGAAAGUGGCUAAAAUCACUUAAAAUUUUCGUUUUUUUUUAUCGAAACACGUCAACAGCGUUCAAAUUUCUUUUCAAAUAAAAAAAACGAUUUAGAUAAAACAAGCACAGAAAAAUUGAGCCUUAUUUAGACCUAAGUUUGCUUUAUUUGACCACUAUAUUUUGAAUACCCGGGAUGUCCGAGUAAAUUCGGGGAAUCUGGAAUGCAUACCCUACAAUAAAUAAUACAUCACUUUCACUUAUUUAUUGAAUGCAAAAAAAUCCUAGAGUUUACAUCGAAUCAAGCAUUAUGUUCUGAUAAGGAAGUUUUUUCUCCUCAUUUAAAAAAAUGUAAAGGCUUUUACCGGGGUAGAUUCGCAUUUCCUUAGAUUAAAAUUAUCCAAAUAAAAAAAAAUAACAGUACUUACAUUUUCGUAGAUGACGGAAAGAAUAAAAGAAACAUAAGCUAUCAAAGAACGAAAGAACAU